CAUUUAAAAUCUUGACAUUGAUGGCAGUUGUCAUUCAGUUUAUCAACACAACAGUGAAAAGUUUUGUUUUGUGUUGUGUGGUAGUAAUACGAAAUAUUGGUUAGACAUGUUGGCUAGAUUUGCCUUACUUUUUAAGCAUUCAUAAAAUACGAAGUUAUGUUAAAUUAAAACACUGAUUAAAACUUCAAAAAUGUCGUGUUCUAAGGAAGAAAUCGAAAGAAAACGCCUGGCUGCGCUUCAGAAACGACAAAACUUGCUUGCUAACCGAAAUACUCCUAUAAAAACAAACCCUGCUCAAAGUGUUCAAGGCGGGAGUCCGCUACCCUCAUCCUCAAAUAGUGGAUAUAAAUCAUUUACUAGUUAUUCAAAUAGAAAUCAUCCUUACGCUAAGCCUAAUGUUUCUGGUGGUAUUCAAGAGAAAAAUGUUCCUGUGGGCAAAGUGGUCAGUGGAACUGUGUACCUGAUCUCAGAAGACAGGUUCGAAGUGAACCCGUCAGAGUUUUGUGCACCUCUCAUUGAUAUAUUCAAGAGUUUACCAUCUAAAAGUUAUGAUUCAAAAUCAAAGUUGUGGAAUUUUUCAAUCAAUGAUUAUCAACAGCUGAUGUCAAAGGUGGCCCCACUGGCUCCUCAUGUAGUGUUGGGCCCAAUCCCACCAUAUGUACUGAGGGUGCUGAGAGAAGAAGCCAUGGAUCCCAGUUGUGUGGAUUUGACCCCCAUUGAGGUCACACUAAGACACAAACUCAUGCCAUUCCAGGAAGAAGGAGUUAGGUUUGGUAUAUCCCGUCGCGGUCGCUGCAUGAUAGCUGAUGACAUGGGGCUGGGUAAAACCUUUCAAGCACUUGCCAUCGCCAGCUACUACAGACACAACUGGCCACUUCUCAUUGUGACCACGUCUUCCAUGAGGUUUACAUGGCAGUCCAAGAUCCAGGAGUUGCUGCCGUCGGUUCCCAUGAUGAAUGUGGCCACACUCACCAGCGGGAAGGACACCCAGCUAGUUGCAGAUAAACAGACAGAAGUGGUGAUAGUGAGUUAUAAGAUCACCAGCAUGUAUACAGAUCUACUGAAGAGCAAGAAGUUCGGAAUUGUUAUCAUAGAUGAAUCUCACUACCUGAAGUCUCACAAGGCGCAGUGCACGAUGGCGCUGGCCGGCAUCACGCGGCAGUGCGCGCGCGCCGUGCUACUCAGUGGCACGCCCGCGCUCAGCCGCCCCGCCGAGCUAUACACGCAGCUCGCGCUCAUAGAGCCCGGGUUCUUCACCUCCUAUACUGAGUAUGGUAAAAGAUACUGCGACGGUAAGCAGACCAACUUUGGCUGGGACAUGACGGGCCAGUCGAACCUGACGGAGCUGCAGAUCUUACUGCAGAAGCGGUUCCUCAUCAGACGGACUAAGGAACAGGUCCUAACUAAACUGGAAGGGAAGACCAGAGAGACAGUUCUCCUGGACCAAUCACUGCUGGAUCACAGCCAGGAGACGGAGAAGGAGUUAUCAGAGGUGGCAGAGGCCUACAAGACGAGCAGGUCGUCCGACAAACACGCCGCACUCAUUACUUACUUCAGCGAGUCCGCUAAGGUCAAGAUACCCGCUGUAUGUAAAUACAUCCGCGAGCUGGUAUCGUCGGAGCCCGGCAAGUUCCUAGUGUUCGCGCACCACCGCGCGGUCAUAGACGCCGUCUGCGAGACCCUGGACGAGGCCGCCGCGCCCUACAUCUGCAUCACUGGAGCCACGCCCGCCAACGCCAGGGCCGAGCUGGUGGACAAGUUCCAGCACAGCGGGUCGUGUCGCUGCGCCGUGCUGUCCACCACGGCGGCCAACUCCGGCAUCACGCUCACUGCCGCCAGCCUCGUACUCUUCGCAGAGCUGCACUGGAACCCCGGGAUCCUAACCCAAGCGGAGGCGCGUGCGCACCGUAUCGGUCAGUCGGGGUCCGUCCGCGUGCGGUACUUGCUGGCCGCGCGCACCGCCGACGACUACAUGUGGCCCAUGCUGCAGAACAAACUCAACGUUCUCAACAACGUAGGAUUAAGUAGAGAUACAUUCGAAGAUAGUACGCUAAAACAUCAAGAAUCAAAGAACAACAUUUCACGGUACCUCACUCCUGCUGUGACGAAGAAUAAAAACGACUAUAUUCCUGGUACAAAUAUAAGGAAGGACUCAGUGAAAGAAAAAGAAAAUACGUCAUCAGAUCAGAUGGAUGCAGGGAAGCAAUCCAAUGAUGAUGUAGACAGAUCCUUCCUGGAUGAUGAUGAGGAUGACGAAUUGUUGGCCAACCUAGAUUUAUAGCUACAGUCAUAUUUAUUUGUUUAUAAAGAUUUUUUGUGAUA
Spodoptera frugiperda (fall armyworm) is the source of this 2322-nucleotide messenger RNA. It is a transcript of the gene Marcal1, whose product is annotated as SWI/SNF-related matrix-associated actin-dependent regulator of chromatin subfamily A-like protein 1. Bases 191 to 2281 code for a protein of 696 amino acids. The record is from RefSeq and is a predicted model, not a curated record. Gene Ontology annotation, cellular component: nuclear replication fork. The transcript is spliced from 14 exons. Gene Ontology annotation, molecular function: ATP binding; ATP-dependent chromatin remodeler activity. NCBI's taxonomy places the organism in Eukaryota, Metazoa, Arthropoda, Insecta, Lepidoptera, Noctuidae. Gene Ontology annotation, biological process: DNA repair; replication fork processing.